AACUCAGGUCCUGUUAAUAAUAAUACUAAUAGUAAGGAAAUACUCGUAAAAAAGUGGAGUAUUAUCUGUAGUAUGUGACAAAAAACACUUGACAAAAAUUGGUGCAGUGUCCCUUCUAGGAACAAGACGCCGCCAUAACGUCAACACCAUGACGUCAACACUUGCCUCAUGACAGCGCGGUGAGAAACUCCUUCCAGCCGAGUGAUGUUGUCAAACGACCCAUCCACUUCCGUCAAGUGGCCCGUCGAAGGACAAGGAGCUCGGUGCUAAUGCUAGCUAACACUAGCGGACUGCCUGUUUAUGACAGCGAGCUAGCCCGGGAGCUAACAACGUUAGCAUGAUGCACGCACAAGCCAGGCUGGCGCAGAGGUCAAAUAAGCGUCAACAAUGAUUUGAUGAUGGUCCGCACCGAUGGCGUCUCUAAAUACGAGGCGACGGUGGAUAAAGGGCGGCCUCCAGCUGAGAUGCUCCAUCUGCUCUCCGCCGUCAUUGUUUGGCUGGUGACCGGCACCACCAUCUCCAGCCUCAACAAAUGGAUCUUCGCCGUGUACAACUUCAGGUACCCGCUGCUGCUAUCGGCGCUGCACAUGCUGACCGCCAUAGUGGUGGACUACGGCUUGAUCAAGCUGCGGGUGAUCCGCCACGCGGGCGUGGGAGAGCAGGACCUGACCACUGGCGCCAAAUGUAAAGUCUUCCUGCUGAGUCUUACGUUCUGCGCCAGCAUCGCCUUCGGCAACAUGGGCCUGAACUAUGUCCAACUGUCCUUUGCACAAAUGAUCUACACCACCACACCACUUUUCACCCUGGCCAUCUCCACGCUGAUCCUGGGCAAGCAGCAUCACUUCCUCAAGUACACGGCCAUGAUGCCCAUCUGUUUAGGGGCGUCCUUCAGCAUCAUGGGGGAGGUCCAGUACGACCAGACCGGCUGUUUGUUUGUCAUCGCGGCCACCAUGUUUAGGGGUGUCAAGUCCAUCCAACAGAGCAUUCUCCUCCAGGAGGAGAAGAUCAACUCUGUCUUCCUGCUCUACCUGAUGUCCAUCCCCAGCUUCUGCAUCCUGGCCUUGGCCGCCCUGGCCCUGGAGAACUGGGCCCUGCUGGAGUCGCCGCUCCACUACGACCGGCACCUGUGGCUCUUCAUCCUGCUCAGCUGCCUGGGCUCGGUGCUGUACAACCUGGCCAGCUGCUGCGUCAUCACGCUCACCUCCGCCGUCACCCUGCACAUCCUGGGCAACCUCAACGUGGUGGGCAACCUGCUGCUGUCCCAGCUGCUGUUCGGCACCGAGCUGUCCGCCCUGAGCUGCGCCGGCGCCGCGCUCACGCUCUCCGGCAUGCUCAUCUAUCAGAACUCUGAGCUCAUCGUCCGCUACAUGGACACGCGCAGAGCCAAGACAAACGGCGCGCUGGAGCGGGACGGGACGCAAAGAACAGAGGCGGACAAGACAGCCUGAGCUCCAGGAAGUGGUCCCAUGCAGCUGACCUUAUAAGGUGAUGUUGUGCCAGAGUAGUCAUCCCCUCCUCACUGUGCCAUUGUACUGUCCCACGGAGGCUGGAAGAAACCAUUUAUUUUUAUUUACUUGAUUUGACAAAAUGGCAAGCCCUUCCUCUCCUUUUAUUUGCACUCCGACAUCAACACACACGAGCACACUUCGACUCCUCGGAUACCUGGCGUCCACUUGUCCCUCCCACUCCACUGUGAGUGGAGCGCCUAACCUGGAGUGAACCACACUGUUACACGACUCCCUGCUUUUGCCUUGUUCUGGGAAAUGUGUCAACCCCCCUACUCUUUAAGCACAAACAAAAAAGGAGUGCCGCGUCCUGCUCGAGACGGACCCACAUUCGGAGUUCCAAAUCGAGUGCACGGGUCUCUGGAGAUUUCCCUCAAUUAUUUCUGUCACUUCAGCCUCCCAUCUUGGAUCCAAACAGUGUCACUUCACACUAAAGGACGUUUGUUACAAUUUACAGCACAUCUUCCAAGCGGACUCCUGCUGGACAAAGCCUAUUUAAAUAUUGUUUUUAAUCGACAUUUUAUGAACGAACCAUUUAUCGCCACUCUUUUGAAUAUGUAAGCAAAAAAAAAAAAAAAGAAGUAUUUAUUAUAUUUGAAUCGCCAUGGCAAUCACUGGCAUUGUUGUCUCGCACCAGUCCAACAUUUGGACUCUCUUCCUCAUUCUAUUUGAUAGGGGUGUAACGGUACACAAACAUUUCUGUUCGGUACGUACCUCGGUUUAGAGGUCACGGUUCGGUUCGUUUUCGGUACAGUAAGAAAAUACAAAAUAUACAUUUUUUUGGUUAUUUAUUUACCAAAUUUGUAAAUAAUGGCUUUAUCCUUUUAACAUUGGGAACAUAUUUUCAUACUUGCCAACCUUGAGACCGCCAAUAU
This is a messenger RNA of Entelurus aequoreus (snake pipefish), 2380 nucleotides long. It is a transcript of the gene slc35e4, whose product is annotated as solute carrier family 35 member E4. Gene Ontology annotation, cellular component: Golgi apparatus. The record is from RefSeq and is a predicted model, not a curated record. The coding region runs from base 396 to 1448 and encodes 350 amino acids. Gene Ontology annotation, molecular function: antiporter activity. Lineage: Eukaryota; Metazoa; Chordata; Actinopteri; Syngnathiformes; Syngnathidae. The transcript is spliced from 4 exons.